UGUCUUUUCGACAUAGUAAUUUAGGGAGGUAUCUCCAAGCCUACUAUCGCUGGCAGACGCUGCUCUCUGUUCCCUCAUUGUGCAAGUAGGCGUUUCAGUGAAACUGAACGUUCAGAGCUCGCAAUGGGGGUCCAGACAUUGGUUCAGCUGAGUUCGCUCGCGUCGUCAACAUCGCAAGUUACAUCACUGCAAACUCGUUGUCGCCAUGCUCCCGUGAGUUCCUAUGUUUGCCGCCGUGCGGUGUCAAUAAGAGCGUCAGCGCAGUCCCCCAAGGGAUUCGGAACCAAGCCCGUGAAACCCGCUACUCCGCCAAAGCAGACCGAGCCGGCGAAACAGCUCGAGGAAACUCCUGCGAAGACCGUUCGCGAAGACAUUGACGACGAAGUUCCCGAAGUGGUCACAAAUCGCAUCUUGAAGCGGCUCGCAUUCACCGUCGGCGUACCGCUGUUCGUCGGCCUGUCGUUCUUCCCGCUCUUCUACUAUCUAAAGGUCAUCCAAAAAGUGGACGUCCCGGAUUGGCUGCCGCUUCUGACGUCCUUAUUCCUCUUCGGCGGCGCGGGCUUAGGAAUCUCCUACGGAGUUAUUUCCACGAGCUGGGAUCCGCUUAGAGAAGGCUCGCUGCUAGGAUGGACGGAGUUCAAGGCAAAUUGGCCUGUGUUCAUGCAGACGAUGGGGAAAGACAAGAAGUGAGACUACUGAGAAGAAGUGAGACACUCAAUCCCUGCCAGACCUUCUGCUUCUCUGGCGCAAUGCCAAGCUCGUGGUUUGCUUGCGGACCUCCUGGCAAGGAACGGUCGUUUUUUUCUUGAUUGCCGAUUUUGGGCAGUUUCGUACUCGUCCAGAGCUGUAGGUUAGCUUGCACCCACAGUUCCUUUCAGUGGUACCUCCUUGCUAGUUACAGUGGUUGCCUUGGUGCGUAUUUUACUCAUUGCCCUGGCUUGGAACAGCCAGUUUUGAGCUCUUAUGGCUCCUUCAGCCUAAAACCCUGGUACACGUGCAUGUUAAUGGUACAGCAAGGUUUUCAAAAAUCAAUGC
Messenger RNA from Closterium sp. NIES-67, 1035 nucleotides. Lineage: Eukaryota; Viridiplantae; Streptophyta; Zygnematophyceae; Desmidiales; Closteriaceae. The record is from the annotation of a GenBank genome assembly.